Molecule: messenger RNA, 1209 nt
Organism: Diaporthe amygdali
Lineage: Eukaryota; Fungi; Ascomycota; Sordariomycetes; Diaporthales; Diaporthaceae
Exons: 2
Coding region: 1-1209 (402 amino acids)
Biological process (GO): protein polyubiquitination; protein autoubiquitination; proteasome-mediated ubiquitin-dependent protein catabolic process
Cellular component (GO): cytosol; ubiquitin ligase complex; nucleus
Molecular function (GO): ubiquitin protein ligase activity; cyclin binding; ubiquitin conjugating enzyme binding
Source: RefSeq, a predicted model, not a curated record
AUGGCGGCAGACCCGCAGCCUCCUGCAUCAGCUGCGGCCACCACAGUGAUGACCCAGCCCAACAUCUAUGCCGAGUUUCUACCACGCCUGGGUCGGAUUUCUGUGGUCAUACACCUCCCUACCCCUUCAACCCACAAGACCAAGGUUCUCGUCGCGAGGGAUGCGUUACAUCUGAUCGUCGACCACGACGGCAGCAGCACCAAGCUGCGCCUGCCGGUCAAGAACCGCAUCGCCGGCGAGCAUCUCCCAGGAGAGGUCAAGCCAGGCCUCGAUAAGAUGAGCUGGCGCUUGCUUCCCACUCCAGAGGAGGCUCAGGCCGCACAGCUUAUCGCCGCGGACGGCGUGCCCUGGUCUGCAGCGGAUCUUAAGCCGGGACUGCGUAUUGCUUGUCGAGGAUGCAAUGAGCCCAUCAUCCCAGAGGAGACAAUCAAGUCGUUCAAGGACUUGCCCAGUGAAAAUUGGGCCGAGAUGAUGGAGUUUUGGCACUGCCACAAACCUGCUGGUGGCCAGGCGAAUGAUGCUGCUGCCGGUGCUCAAGAGAAGGCUUCUGAGGAUGACCUGGCUUCUCGUGGUUACGGUGCCAAUUCCAUCAUUUCUGCGAAGAAUGGGGUCGGAUUUGUUGAUCUAAUGACCAUUCUUUUCUCUCAGGACGACUGCAACUGUCUGUUGAUCCCUCGUUACGACGCCGCACACGACAGCAUCGUAUCCCAGGACUACAGCGGUUUCCGUACUCUCGAUGCACACUGCCACAAGUGCAAGACUCAGCUCGGGCGGGUUGACAACCGCAAGAAUGGCCUCGCGCUCUUCAAGUGGAAGCUCAACCUCGUCGACCAAGCUGAAGCCGGCAAGAGCAAGCCCUCCUCUGCCCCACCAUCUCUGUCUCAUUGUCUCGCUGCGGCCCUCGUCGCGACCCAGGCUCGCUCUGGCAGUGCAAAGGUUGUCUUGCAGGGAGAGAAGGAGGCCGUCACUGUCUGGAUUCUGAACCCUCAUGUCAAGUUCUCGUGCUCCGCCAAGCAGGGUGUGUAUGCCAUGAAGCUCCUGUUUCAGCACAAGGCGAUGGACGAGGAGGAAAUUCUACUGCCUGACCAGGUAGUCCAAGAGGCCAAAAAGAUCCUGGAGCAAGGAAAUGAGUAUCUGCCUCUCGAUGAGAAGCAGAGACAAUUCAAUCCUGUUGAUGGACCAUGGAUGGUUUCUCUUCUCGAGCAAUAA